AUGACCAAGGAGACCACCCCUCCUCCCACCACUACCACUACCAACGAACCUACAACAACAACAACUCACGAACCCCCCUCCCUCCCCGCCUCUCCCCUCGCCAAACGCACCAAACCCAACACCGAUACCACAGACACAACUACAUCAUCAACAAUGGGCUCAACCAGCACCCCCCUCCCCCCCCUCCAAGUGAAGAAGCUCACUCCCACGGGCCGCGCCCCGACCCGCGGCUCUGCCUUCGCGGCCGGAUACGACAUGUACAGCGCCAAGGAGACCGUCAUCCCUGCUAAAGGGAAGGCAUUGGUUGAUACGGGCAUUGCUAUUGCUGUGCCGGAGGGGACGUACGGCAGAAUCGCCCCCCGCUCUGGCCUCGCCUCGAAGCACUUCAUUGAUACUGGCGCGGGCGUCAUCGAUGCAGAUUACCGGGGAGAGGUCAAGGUUCUUUUGUUUAACCACUCGGAUGUGGAUUUCGAGGUGAAGGAGGGAGAUCGUGUUGCGCAGUUGGUUUUGGAGAGGAUCUAUACCCCUGAGGUUGUGGUUGUGGAGGAAUUGGCAGAGAGUGUUCGUGGGGCUGGUGGGUUUGGAAGUACUGGUGUUUAA
Molecule: messenger RNA, 600 nt
Organism: Aspergillus tubingensis
Lineage: Eukaryota; Fungi; Ascomycota; Eurotiomycetes; Eurotiales; Aspergillaceae
Product: dUTP diphosphatase
Exons: 3
Coding region: 1-600 (199 amino acids)
Biological process (GO): dUTP catabolic process; dUMP biosynthetic process
Molecular function (GO): magnesium ion binding; dUTP diphosphatase activity
Source: RefSeq, a predicted model, not a curated record